Molecule: messenger RNA, 1269 nt
Organism: Schistocerca nitens (vagrant locust)
Lineage: Eukaryota; Metazoa; Arthropoda; Insecta; Orthoptera; Acrididae
Exons: 11
Coding region: 61-1269 (402 amino acids)
Source: RefSeq, a predicted model, not a curated record
GACACUGUGCCUUCAUCUCCACUGUGUCAUCCGAUCGGCGAGAGUGCGCGACCUGCAGCCAUGGCUCUCUUCAGGAAGAAGGAGAAGAAAAAGAAGAAGAAGAACCCGGCGGGCGUCGGCAGGAGGAUGGCCGGCAAGAAGGGGGCGAUCGUGCAGCUGCAGGCGGAGAUCAACACCGACGAGGAGUGGGACAAGAUCCUGGCCAAGGAGGGCCUGCUCGUGGUGGACGUGUACUCGGAGUGGUGCGGGCCCUGCCUCGGCAUGGUGGGCACCCUCAAGAAGCUCAAGCUGGAGGUGGGCGGCGAUCUACUCAACCUGGCCAUCGCUAAGGCGGACGGUAUCGAAUGUCUGAAACGCUUCCGGAAUAAGAGCGAACCCACGUGGAUGUUUAUCGGGAGCGGGCACCUGGUGAACCUCAUGUUCGGGGCGAACGCGCCCCGCCUGAGCCGGCUGAUCGUGGAGGAGCUGGAGAACGAGAGCAAGGUGCUGCGUGGGGAACGCGAGAGGGCCGCGCUGCCGUUCGACGAGCUGACGGAGGAGGAGCGCAUCCGGCACGAGGCCCAGGAGAAGAAGCGCCUGGCUGCACUCGCCAAGGAGCAGGCGGCUCAAGAACAGGCUAGAAGGCGGGAGGAGCGCCGGAGGAUGCGCUCGCUGAAGGAGCUGCUGCGCGCGGUGGGUCUGGUGGUGUACCUGCAGGCGGCAGACCCCGAGGCCUGCGAGCCCCGGGCGGACGUGCUGCGCAACCUGGAGGAGGCGGGCCUCCAGCCCAAGGAGCAGCUCUCCCUGGAGGUGCCCGCCGAGAUCGCCGAGAAGCUGUGGGGUGAGGAGGCGGCGGCGGCGGCGGCGGACGCGCUGGAGCCCGUGGUGCGCGCCGUCUAUGGCGAGACAGACGAGGGCGCCAGCCCGGACAGCACAAUCUCAAUAAACAGCAAUGGAACAGCCAGUCAGCCGAUGAAGCGACGGACGCAGUCCUGGGGCAGCACACCCGAACUGCAACGGAGAUACCCGCUGGCGGACCGGCUGCUGGGGCCGCCGCCGCCCCCGCCGCCCCCGCGCGCCGUCCUCGUCUUCGACGCCGGCAAGGCCAAGGAGCUGGCCGACGCGCUCGCCGAGCACCGCGAGCUCGUGCUGCGCCGCGCCUACUUCGACGCCUCCGAGCCCGACGAGGCGUCGCGCGUCGCCGACACCGACGAGGACUACCAGGCCGCCGCCGCCGCCAAGCCGCAGUCAGUCUCCUCCAUUCUCUGUCCUCUGAUUAGAUUAGAAUAG